Messenger RNA from Perognathus longimembris pacificus (Pacific pocket mouse), 3448 nucleotides. It is a transcript of the gene Atg9b, whose product is annotated as autophagy related 9B. The record is from RefSeq and is a predicted model, not a curated record. Gene Ontology annotation, biological process: protein localization to phagophore assembly site; autophagy of mitochondrion. NCBI's taxonomy places the organism in Eukaryota, Metazoa, Chordata, Mammalia, Rodentia, Heteromyidae. Gene Ontology annotation, cellular component: phagophore assembly site; autophagosome.
AUGGUGAGCCGAAGGGGGUGGGGGGGGAGCCGGGGGCGGCUGGGGCGGUGGGGAGACUUGGGGCCCAGCUCGGUGCCCCUGCUCCCCAUGCCGCCGCUUCUGCCUGCUCCUCCCUGCCGGGGACCCGGGGGAGGGCGGAUGGCUGUCUUCUCCCUGUCCCCUCGUGCUUCGAGGAGCUCCCCCUCCUCGCGGACCCCUCCUUCCCUGGGCUCCCCUCGCCUGGCGCCCCCCCGGGGGCCAGGGGCUCCCCAGCCUCGACGGAACGCCCUCCCGCCCGCAGCCGUCCCCCCGCCACAGCCCCAAAUGUCACCCAUCUCCGCCUCCCCAUCUUGGGGACCCCACGGCACCCCAUCCCCAUCCUCGGGCACCCCCCCUCCUCCCCGCCGGUGCCACCAGGACCCCCCUGGGCUGCGGAUAGGUCCUCUCAUCCCCGAGCAGGAUUACGACAGGCUGGAGGACUGCGACCCUGAGGGGUCCCAAGACUCUCCCCUCCCCGGGGAGGAGCAGCAGCCCCUGCUGCACGAGCCCGAGGGGCUCCGGGGCUCCUGGCAUCACAUCCAGAACCUGGACAGCUUCUUCACCCAGAUCUACAGCUACCACCAGCGGAAUGGCUUCGCCUGCAUCCUGCUGGAGGAUAUCUUCCAGCUGGGACAGUUCAUCUUCAUUGUCACCUUUACAACCUUCCUCCUUCGCUGCGUGGAUUAUGACGUGCUCUUUGCCAACCGACCAAAUAACCAGACAAGAUCCGGACCAUUCCCCAAAAAGGUGGCCAUGUCGGAUGCCAUCUUGCCCUCGGCCCAGUGCGCAGAGAGGAUCCAUGACAGCACCCUGCUGGUCUUCCUCCUGGUCCUGGCUGCUGGCUUCUGGCUGUUCCAGCUGCUUCGCUCAGUCCGCAACCUCUUCAGCUACUGGGACAUCCAAGUGUUCUACAGGGAGGCCUUGCACAUUCGCCCGGAGGACCUGGGCUCGGUGCCCUGGGCGGAGGUGCAGUCUCGCCUCCUGGAGCUGCAGAGGAGCGGGGGUCUGUGCGUCCAGCCGCGCCCGCUGACCGAGCUGGACGUCCACCACCGCAUCCUCCGCUACACCAACUACCAGGUGGCCCUGGCCAACAAGGGCCUGCUGCCGGCGCGCUGCCCGCUGCCCUGGGGCGGCAGCGUGGCCUUCCUGAGCCGCGGCCUGGCCCUCAACGUGGAGCUGCUGCUCUUCCGCGGGCCCCUGUCGCUGUUCCGCGGCGGCUGGGCGCUGCCGGAGGCCUACAAGCGGCGCGAGCGGCGGGGGGCGCUGGCGGCGCGCUGGGGGCGCGCGGCGCUGCUGCUGGCGGCCGCCAACCUGGCGCUGAGCCCGCUGGUGCUGGCCUGGCAGGUGCUGCGCGCCUUCUACAGCCACGCGGAGCUGCUGCGGCGCGAGCCCGGCGCGCUGGGCGCCCGCCGCUGGUCCCGCCUGGCGCGCCUGCAGCUGCGCCACUUCAACGAGCUGCCCCACGAGCUGCGCGCGCGCCUGGCCCGCGCCUACCGCCCGGCCGCCGCCUUCCUGCGCGCCGCCGCGCCCGCCGCGCCCCUGCGCGCCCUCCUGGCCCGCCACCUCGUCUUCUUCGCCGGCGCGCUCCUGGCCGCGCUGCUGGGGCUCACCGUCUACGACGAGGACGUGCUGGCCGUGGAGCACGUGCUCUCCGCCGUCACCGCGCUGGGGGUCGUGGUCACCGUGGCCAGGUCGUUCAUCCCCGAGGAGCAGGGCCAGGGGCGCCCCCCACAGCUCCUGCUGCAGGCCGCCCUGGCGCACAUGCACUACCUCCCCGAGCUGCCCGAGCAGCAGGGCGCCGGCGGCAGGGCUGGGGCCUACCAGCAGAUGGCGCAGCUGCUGCAGUAUCGAGCGGUCUCCCUCCUGGAGGAGCUCCUGUCCCCGCUCCUUACCCCGCUCUUCCUGCUCUUCUGGUUCCGCCCCCGCGCCCUGGAGAUUAUCGACUUUUUCCAUCACUUCACUGUGGAUGUGGCCGGCGUAGGGGAUAUCUGUUCCUUCGCCCUCAUGGACGUGAAGCGCCAUGGCCACCCUCAGUGGCUCUCCGAGGGACAGACGGAGGCCUCGCUGGCCCAGCGUGCCGAGGACGGGAAGACGGAGCUCUCCCUGAUGCGCUUCUCCCUGGCGCAUCCUCAGUGGCGCCCCCCGGGUCACAGCUCUAAGUUUCUGGGGCAGAUUCGGGGCCGGGUACAGCAGGAUGCAGCCGCCUGGGGCGCUACCUCAGCGCGCGGCCCCCCCGACCCCGGGGUGCUCAGUGACUGCACCUCGCCCCUGCCGGAAGCCUUCCUGGCCAACCUCUUGGUGAACCCCCUGCUGCCCCCAAGGGACCUGAGCCCCACAGCCCCCUGUCCAGCUGCCGCCACCGCCAGCCUCCUCGCCUCCCUUUCCCGCAUGGGCCAGGACCCCAGCUGUGUGUCCCCCGGUGGCGGCGCGGGGGGCCAGAAGCUGGCCCAGCUCCCAGAGCUGGCCUCUGCGGAAAUGAGUCUUCAUGCCAUCUACCUACACCAGCUUCAUCAGCAGCAGCAGCAGCAGCAGGGAUCGUGGGGGGAGGCUGUGUCCCCCGCUCCCUCCAGGCCCUGGUCCAGCCCCUCGCAGCCAGCCUCGCCUGACGACGACGAGAAGCCCUCGUGGUCCAGUGAUGGCUCCAGCCCCGCUUCCAGUCCCAGACAGCAGUGGGCGACUCAGAGGGCCCAGAGUCUGUUCCCGAGGGAGUUUCAGGAGACGGCAGACCCCAAGAAAGAGCCUGGCCAGGCCGCUUGCGCUGCGGACUGAGCGCACACUCCGGGUUCCUCACUCCUUCCUCCAGCUUCAGGGGAUUGGCUGGGCGGCGUGGAAGGACACAUGAAGCCAUCUUUAGAGCUCUUCCCACCCCCCACCCCUACCCCGCAGAUUAACGUGCCCAAGACGCUUCAGUCGGGCAAGGAUGGGGAUCUAUGAGGAACUUGCCCCAGUGAAGAGAGACAGAGGAGAGGAGACUGUGUGACAGGGAAGCCAGUCUUAACAUUGGUCCCCGCACAAAGGAGCCAAGGAGACCAAACUCCAAAUGGCCGCCAGCAAAGAAGUCUCUGAUCAUCUUCCAGGUGGAAGGCAGAGCCCCCCGCCCCCCCCCCCCCCGGCAGGAAGCGGCCAAGUUCAGUGUUGGGGGAAGCAGCAGUGAGCUGUGGGGUCUGAAAGACAAGGAAGUGCUUCCUGCUUGCUGGCCUCCCUCUCAGGCUCCCAUGGGCCCGGAGGGGAGGUGGGCGGGUGACUUGUGAGUGGAAAAUCUCGAGUAGGCUGAUGUGUUUGGCCUUCAGCCCUGCUGAGUGAGCUGUCUGGGGAAGUGGGCGGAGCUCCUCACCCCGUGCGAAGUAAGCCGUGAAGACGGCUUGCGGCUGCCUUGCACGUAGUUUGCGGCAGUUGCUGGCAGGCCCCACUCCUGGCAGCGGACGGACGG